Cynara cardunculus var. scolymus (artichoke) is the source of this 832-nucleotide messenger RNA. RefSeq lists its product as uncharacterized. The record is from RefSeq and is a predicted model, not a curated record. The coding region runs from base 245 to 586 and encodes 113 amino acids. The transcript is spliced from 3 exons. Lineage: Eukaryota; Viridiplantae; Streptophyta; Magnoliopsida; Asterales; Asteraceae.
CUCUCUCUCUCUCUCUCUUUAUGGUCAACAGGGGGCUUCAAACAAAAUCACGGUAGAAGUAGAACUGGUUUGCUGGGAUCACUUGAGUCCCAAGAUUUCAAUUUCCCUUCUGUGUCUAUACGAAAAACAAAAUUUCUUUCAUAUCUUUUAGGAGAAAGGUUCAGAAAAAACCCCAACUUUUGCGAUUGGGUCUUCCCUGCAACUUAGAAUUAAACCCUAAUUUCAAAAUCAAUCGCAAAAAUCAAUGGCAAGAAUGGAGGGGAAAGAAGAUGUAUCAUCAGCAACAGCCGUCUUGCUUGGAGCUUUAGCCCCUGGUGUUAACGGUCCCACUUGGAAUACAUUAAAAGCAGCAUUCUUGAUGUUGGGUGUUUGUCUUUGUGCUAUGUUGGGCUUAGCUUUCUCCUCAAGUGACUCCACAUUGGUGCUUCAUGUCACUCUUCUUGUUUUAAUCACUGGCACACUGUUCUUCCUUCUCAGCGGGUUUCUUGCGCAGACUGGGUUGGUUUCAGUUGAAGAUCAAAUGCAGGAGAUAGGAUUAGGAACGCCCAAUCAAGCUGACAGAGGAACAACUGAUAAAAGCAAAUAAAGAAGAAAACUCGAAGGAAGCUCCAUGUUAUGAGUUUGAGAAAACCACUGUUUAUACAAAAUUUUGUUCUUUUGAUUUUGUGGAUCUUUCUUGUUAUUCCUCAAUGAUCAUAAUCAGCUUUGUAUAAUUCACAAAUCUAAAGCCACUUACAAUUAGGGCUCAACCCUAAAAUGGCAUACCUUCCUCCUUCAUGCAUAACAGUAGUGAUUCAUUGAAUGAAUGCACCUUUUUAGUCUUGUUAUUGUG